GCACUCGAUACCAUCCUUAAUGAGGAAGAUAUUAUUAUUCUCUCCGAAUAAAAACCAAAUUCGUGUAUGUUUCUCUUACUAGGCAUUUUCAAUUGAUUCGAGAGAGCUGGCGAUCGAUUGAUUUUGCGGAACGCACCAUGUGGUUGGAGAUAAUCUUUGGUCUGGUUGUCUACUGUUUGUCCGGGCUCUUCUUCUCCGGCGACGACGACGACAUCCUCGACGUUGAGAAUCUUGAGACCACUGAUUCCGAUGCACUUUUCUCCGUUGCCGCAAGACUUGAAAAGCUUCAUGGUGGGAAGGUGUAUACAGGGCUGCGGAUUCCAGAUGCUGAUACUCAUCAACUACAAAAUAUUGAUAUGGUCCUCCUCACCAAAGGCGGAGAAGCAGUUGUAAUUUCUGUACAGAAUCUCUCAGGUUUUGUUUCAGUUAAGGCUGAUGGAAGUUGGGUUUCCAAAAGUGGGCGUAAUCACAAGACUGAGCAUCAUCCAGAUCCUGUGGCAGAAGUUAAACGACAAGUUGCUAAUCUCAAAUACUAUAUUGAAGGAAGGGGGAACACUACUGUUCCAGAAGGAUAUUUGUCCUGCAAAGUUAUAUGCCCCAAUCCAAAAUUCCGUGCCAUUCGUUCAGACUACUUUCCACCUGAGGUUGUCACAUAUGAACAGUGGAUACAACUGAAACCCGAGUGGAAGAGUAUGUUUUCUGGAUGGAUUAAGGAUGCAUUUUUGGGGGGAAAGAAGGAAAAGCAGGAAUCAGUACAGAAGCUAAAUUUUGUCCUCAGCACAGCCCCGACAUGGGAUAGGUUGGAGCUCAAAGGUAACAAGUACCUCCUUGGAGAAUUUCUGGACUUUAAGGGGAAGGAGGAGGAUGUUCAAUCUUUAAAAGCCAUCAAGAGGUCCAAAGUCAGUCGUUUGAUCGUCCAAAAGACAAGCAUGUUUGUCGUUGUCCAUUCUAAGCUCCAAGUCCUGUAUUGUUCUCGAGACUACCGAAAUGAAGGGGCUUCAGCUUCCGAUUGGAAGGAAGUAACUGUUAGAUCAAAUGCAGAGGUGCUGUUUCAGCUGCAGAAUUCAACUAAAUCGCGCAAAUUCAAACUGUCAUCGGUUGUUUCCAUGUCUCUGAGUGCCUGAAGAUGUCAUAUGUUAAUAUUUUUGCAAGAUGAAGGUGCAGGAGGUAACAGUUGUCAUGUUUUUGAGUUCUCAUUUAUUUUGUUGAUGCAGAGUGUUUUAGAAUGUUGUGUUGUAUCUGAUAUGUAGCCAAAUAAUGAGCUGAUUUGAUAUGUUGUAACUUAUAAAAAUGUAAUUUGAACACGUAUGAUCAACUAUUUGAGGGAAUAAACUAUUCCAUUCUCCAUUUAACAUGAAUUUUAUUUUCA
Messenger RNA from Diospyros lotus (date-plum), 1369 nucleotides. RefSeq lists its product as uncharacterized. Lineage: Eukaryota; Viridiplantae; Streptophyta; Magnoliopsida; Ericales; Ebenaceae. The record is from RefSeq and is a predicted model, not a curated record. The coding region runs from base 138 to 1124 and encodes 328 amino acids. The transcript has 8 exons.